Molecule: messenger RNA, 993 nt
Organism: Trichosurus vulpecula (common brushtail)
Lineage: Eukaryota; Metazoa; Chordata; Mammalia; Diprotodontia; Phalangeridae
Gene: MPC1
Product: mitochondrial pyruvate carrier 1
Exons: 5
Coding region: 117-446 (109 amino acids)
Biological process (GO): pyruvate import into mitochondria
Cellular component (GO): mitochondrial inner membrane
Source: RefSeq, a predicted model, not a curated record
GAGGCCGCUACGGUUGGGGGUAGUGGAGGGGAGCUUCCUGCCCGUCCGGGCCGGGUCGGCUGGGUUGUCAUUGGGGUAGAGCCGAGGCGGCAGGGGCGGUAGCAGCAGCAGCAGCCAUGGCGGGGGCGCUGGCGCGGAAAGCGGCCGACUAUCUCCGGAGCAAGGAUUUCCGGGACUACUUGAUGAGUACGCACUUUUGGGGACCAGUAGCCAAUUGGGGGCUCCCCAUUGCAGCCUUCAAUGAUAUGAAGAAAUCUCCAGAGAUCAUUAGUGGCAGAAUGACAUUUGCCCUUUGUUGUUAUUCUUUGACGUUCAUGAGAUUCGCCUACAAGGUGCAGCCUCGGAACUGGCUCCUCUUUGUAUGCCAUGCUACAAAUGAAGUAGCCCAGCUCAUCCAGGGAGGACGGCUCAUCAAACACAAGAUGAGUAAAAAAGCCUCUGCAUAACAAUGGGAGGAGGGGUUGUACCUGCUGCAGGGACAGCAUUUCCAGCAACAGCUGCUGAGUCACAGAUUCCAUCAUACAUGGUCUUGCUAAGGAAGACAACAGCAUCUUCUCAUUAGCCAGACUUACUUCUUUAGAAAGAGCCGAGAGUACCUAAAAUAACUCUUUGCUGCCUUACAAAUACUUAACAUAUUUUCUCUUUUUAAAGAAUAGUUCAAAUUAUGCAACUAAUUUAAUGGUCUCAAUGAUGGUUUUAAUUUUAAUAAUAUGUAUAUUAGCUCCCGAUCAUGGAAUUUAUCUUAUAAAAAACUGAAGAGAACAAAGCUUAUGACUUUGAGCACUUUGGUACACAGAAGAUUUGGUUUGUUCUGUAAUAGUAACAGACCAACUAGUGGUAGUUGACCACAUAAAAAAAAUUAUUUCCAAUGAAGUAAUUGUUUGAACCAGUUAUCUGUGUACUUCCAUGCAGUAUGUAUGAUCAAAAUGCUGUAACUUAAUUGCAAUAAAUCACUGAAAUAUUAAAUUUCCUCUGAGGAUAUUAACUUAUUAA